Rhincodon typus (whale shark) is the source of this 1941-nucleotide messenger RNA. RefSeq names its product disintegrin and metalloproteinase domain-containing protein 17. Gene Ontology annotation, molecular function: metalloendopeptidase activity. The record is from RefSeq and is a predicted model, not a curated record. NCBI's taxonomy places the organism in Eukaryota, Metazoa, Chordata, Chondrichthyes, Orectolobiformes, Rhincodontidae. Gene Ontology annotation, cellular component: plasma membrane. Gene Ontology annotation, biological process: Notch signaling pathway; membrane protein ectodomain proteolysis.
AUGUACAAAGUUGCCAUUUCUGGCGCCAAUUUAGGUAGAAAGGUGCCUAGGUAUAAAAUCUUAGUGGCGGCUGGUGGUCGCGAAAGGUGUCAUGUAAAUGCGGUUUGGUCUUUUCCUCUUUCCUUCCUUCCUCCUCACGUCAGGCGCGGCGAUCCUUUACCAAGAUGGCGGCAGCGUCUCUAUCAUAAACAACGUCGACCCCAGAGCGGGAGUGUUUCCGGGUUGAUUGUGGUGUCCCGGCUGAAGCGGUUGUCGCGGGUGCGGGGGAGAAGGAAGAGGCAGCUCAGAGUGAACUUGAACCUGGAUCGGGGACGAUGUGGGAGCAGCGGGAUCGGUGAGAGCUUCCCGCUCUUCUGGUCAGGAGCGUUGCGGAUCUGGGCGAUGACGGUGCGAGGCCUCCCCGGCGUCCUGCUGCUGCUGGCGGCGGCUUUCUUGGGAGACGCGGUCGCCGGCCGCCAUGAUGAUCGGUUCGAUGUCUUGAAUGAAUGGUUAACUGAUUAUGACAUCCUGUCUUUAUCGGAUAUCCAUCAGCACUCUGUGAGAAAGCGUGAUGCAGGACCACAGUCCCAUGUAGAACAAUCAGUCCAAUUUUCAGCCCUCAACAGAAAUUUUAGAUUGUAUUUAACUUCAAGCGUGGAACAAUUUUCUGACACUUUCAGAGUGGUUGUAGUGGACAGAUAUGGAAAUGAAGAAGAAUAUCCUGUGCAGUGGAAAAACUUCUUUACUGGUCAUGUGAUUGGUGAGCCAGGUUCAAAAGUCCGGGCCGUUAUUGAUAAUGAGGAUUUUGCUGCCAGAAUCGUUACCGAUGAAGGAGAAUAUAACGUAGAGCCCCUCUGGAGGUUUAUUGACUCUGAGCCUGUUGAAAAAUUGUUGGCAUACAAAUCUGAAGAUGUUCGGGAAAUUGGGCGUUUAAAGUCAUCAAAUGUUUGUGGUUACAUAAAGUUGAAUGAAUCUGUACUUUUACCAGAAGAACUUGAUGAUGAUUUCGAUACAGAUGCUUCUACAGAAUAUAUCCAGCGACAGAAGAGACAAAACGUCCUAGAUCCUGAAAAGAAUACUUGCAAAAUGCUAGUUGUAGCAGAUUAUCGCUUUUUUAAGCACAUGGGGCGUGGUGAAGAGAGCAUCACCAUCAAUUAUUUGAUUGAAUUGAUUGACAGAGUAGACGAUAUUUAUCGGAAUACCACUUGGAACAGUGCUGGUUUCAAAGGAUAUGGAGUGCAGAUAGAGGAGAUCAUUGUCAACAAAGAACCAACAGUGGUGACUUGGGGGAAGAAACAUUACAAUAUGGCUGGGAGUUAUCCAGAAAACAAAGAUGCUUGGGAUGUUAAGCCUCUACUUGAGCAAUUCAGCGCUGAUAUAGCCAAAAGUGCUUCCAAAGUUUGCCUUGCACAUCUGUUUACCUACCAAGAUUUUGAACAUGGAACACUUGGAUUAGCUUAUGUUGGAUCUCCAAAAUCACGUGCAUUAGGUGGCAUAUGCCCUACACGUAAGUCCAAAUCCUAUGAUCACCCAACCAUGGAGAAGAUAGUGUACCUGAAUACUGGAUUAACCAGCACAAAGAACUAUGGGAAAACAAUCCUCACCAAGGAAGCAGAUCUUGUUACCACUCAUGAAUUAGGUCAUAACUUUGGAGCAGAGCAUGAUCCAGAUACCCAAGAAUGUGCCCCAACUGAUGAUGAUGGUGGGAAAUAUGUCAUGUAUCCCAUAGCAGUGAGUGGUGACCAGGAUAAUAACAAGCUGUUCUCCAACUGCAGCAAACGAUCAAUUUAUCGAACACUAAUUAAUAAAGCGUCCAAGUGCUUUCAAGAAAGAAACAAGAAAGUAUGUGGAAAUUCGCGUGUGGAUGAUGGGGAGGAAUGUGAUCCUGGGCUUCUACAGCUAACUGAGGACAAGUGUUGCACUCAACAAUGUCGACUCAAAAAAGAUAAGAAAUGCAGGUAA